Chanos chanos (milkfish) is the source of this 2043-nucleotide messenger RNA. RefSeq names its product dimethylarginine dimethylaminohydrolase 1 (gene ddah1). The record is from RefSeq and is a predicted model, not a curated record. The coding region runs from base 238 to 1080 and encodes 280 amino acids. NCBI's taxonomy places the organism in Eukaryota, Metazoa, Chordata, Actinopteri, Gonorynchiformes, Chanidae. Gene Ontology annotation, biological process: positive regulation of nitric oxide biosynthetic process; arginine metabolic process. Gene Ontology annotation, cellular component: mitochondrion. The transcript is spliced from 6 exons. Gene Ontology annotation, molecular function: amino acid binding; dimethylargininase activity.
CGCUGUUCAGUGGAAAUUGAUAGGCACACACGUGAUGGUUUAUUGCUGCACGUCAUCACAGCGUUGUUAUUUCGUUUGGUUAGCGUAACGAAGUUGUGCUGUUAAAUCACUUAAUCAAGAGGAAGCAAGACAAAUUAAACCAACAAAAUUGUGUCAGCUGUAGCAGUUAGUCUACAUUUAAGACGCGGUAUAUAUUUUUCAAAUUUGUUUAAUAAAUCUGAGUGUAGCUGUGCUAACAUGGCUGGGUUGAUGGCAGGUUUUGGUAACUUCACACAUGCAAUUGUUCGAGCAGUACCCAGUUCCUUAGCCAAAGAAGCACUGAGGAUGAACGAUUUGGAGGUUGACUUAGAGAAAGCUAAGCAGGAACAUGAGUUUUACGUCGGAGUUCUCAAACACAAACUAGGACUGGAAGUGGUCGAACUACCCGCUGACGAGAGUCUACCAGAUUGUGUGUUUGUAGAAGAUGCUGCCGUGGUCUGUGGUGAUACAGCCCUCAUCACCAGACCUGGGGCUGAGAGCCGAAGGAAAGAGACGGAGGUUAUGAAGAAGGCUCUGACGGAGCUGAAUCUGAACAUUGUCGAGAUGACGGAUGAGACAGCCGUGCUGGAUGGAGGAGACGUCCUGUUCACAGGUAGAGAGUUCUUUGUGGGCUUGUCAAAGAGGACCAAUCAGAAGGGAGCCGAAGUCCUUGCGGACGCAUUUAAGGACUAUGCCGUAUCCACUGUGCCCGUGUUGGAGGGACUGCAUCUGAAGAGUUUCUGCAGCAUGGCUGGACCAGACCUCAUUGCUAUUGGCUCGAGUGAACCUGCCCAGAAAGCACUGAAGAUCAUGCAGCAGAUGAGUGAUCACCGUUAUGAUAAGUUGACCGUGCCUGAUGAUGUUGCAGCAAACUGCGUCUACAUGAAUCUCCCUGGUAAAGGCCAUGUGCUACUGCACUGUACUCCUGAGGAGUAUCCUGAGAGUGCAAAGGUGUAUGAGAAACUGAAGGACCACAUGCUCAUUCCAGUCUCAAACAAGGAGAAGGUUAAAGUGGACGGGGCCCUGACCUGCUGUUCCGUGCUCCUCAACAAGAAGGCCUAAGUCGGACAGCCGUCCCCGAAGGCUCAGUCAGCACGCAUCUGUAUGGUGGCCCCUCUGUGACAAAAACCUUUUCAAAUAUGAGAAAGUGAGCAAAGCAGCGAGAGAGACCGAGACGUCCACGAAGGUGACUAAGUCAUGUGGACAAGUGACCCAGAUAGUUAAGAGCGGCACGGAUAUGUCUCGCUCAUUAUUUAUGCCAUGUAAGCGGCUGAGUUUACCAGUCUGUACAUUGUGUUUUCCUGUAAAGCCAUAAAUAUGUGGGGGAAAAAAAGCUCACCCAUAAACCGGUAUGAGACCCCAUUGAAAAUGUGCGCUCUGUGCUGCUCACAGCUCUGGCUUUGGAGGCGUAAACGUAAUUUAACCUUGGCUAAAUGACGUCACCGAACCUUAGCCUGCGCCCAAGAGCAUUCUUCACGUUCACGUGUGCAAACACGCCGGUCUCUCUUCACAGCCCUCUGGGUUGCUGACAUGGACCACAGGUUUGCGUGCAGACAUGUUGGUCUCCCUCGCAGCUUUGCACACCAUGGCAUAUUUGAAAGGUUUUUGUCGCAAGGUGUGCCUCGUACAUGCUGUUAUGGUCUUCGAAAGGUGACGGGUCCAGAUUUCUGAAUCAACACCCCAAUGUGCUCUUAGCCAUGUGUAUAAUCACCCCACCCCCUUAAGCAGCUCACAACUGUUUACAGUUCUUAAAAUUAAGUGUGAAGUUAGAGUAGAUUCCUUUCUGUGAUGUGUUUGUUUUUUAAUUCUAAAAAAACAAGAGAGAUCUAAAGAGUUAAAUACUUUGUAGGUUUAUGGAGAUCAGAGAGAACAACUUGUAAAACUGCCAAAUUCCAAUCAUUUAACAGCACUAUAUAUUUGUAAAAGUUUGUCAUUUUAUGAUUUAUAUUGUUUGCUGAAAACACAUAAAUAGUGUAUAAAUAGUAUCCAUGUUGGGAGACACAUUAAUUAAAUGAAAGACUUGGA